Leptopilina boulardi is the source of this 2385-nucleotide messenger RNA. It is a transcript of the gene Orc4, whose product is annotated as origin recognition complex subunit 4. Lineage: Eukaryota; Metazoa; Arthropoda; Insecta; Hymenoptera; Figitidae. Gene Ontology annotation, molecular function: ATP hydrolysis activity; ATP binding; DNA replication origin binding. Bases 172 to 1542 code for a protein of 456 amino acids. Gene Ontology annotation, biological process: DNA replication initiation; DNA replication. Gene Ontology annotation, cellular component: nucleus; nuclear origin of replication recognition complex. The transcript has 5 exons. The record is from RefSeq and is a predicted model, not a curated record.
GUGUUAGGUUUUGGAAACACUUAGCAUUACGCUUUUUUGCGAUAACUGCUCUGUGCUUUAUAAUUUUUUUUACUAGGUGAAUUUGUGUUACAACAAUUAAUUUUAUAUUGUAAUAUCCUUUUCCAGAAAAUUAAUUUUCAAUAAAUUUUAAAUAAUAAUUAAAGCUUUAAAAUGAAUAAGAAAGGGAAUAUGGCAAUCCCUUUUCAAGAUAAUAUGAUUCUUCAAACGAGGAAAUAUUUAAAACGUAAAAUAAUGUGUCCCGAAGCAAAAUACCGGCAUCAUGAAAAGGAACGUCAAUACGUUCUGGAUUUAGUGAAACGUACCGUUGAAACGGGCGAGAGUAAUUCUGCUCUUUUAAUUGGUCCCGAGGAUGCUGGAAAAACAACUCUUGUAAAUAGCGUUCUUAAAGAAUUGUCAAGUUCAAAAAAUUUUAAAGACAAUUGUUUAAUAGUAAAUCUACAUGGAUUAGUGCAUACGGAUGAUCGUUUAGCAUUAAAAGACGCGACACGUCAAAUGCAACUUGAAACAGCAGUUGGUGAUAAAGUAUUUGGUUCGUUUGCUGAGAAUUUGUCAUUUCUUUUAGAUUGUCUUAAAGCAGGCGAUAAAAAACGUAGUAAACCAGUUAUUUUUAUUCUCGAUGAAUUUGAUUUAUUUUGUGAACACAAUAAUCAAACAUUAUUGUAUAAUUUAUUUGAUGUUGCACAAUCGGCACAAGCGCCAAUUUGUGUAUUGGGAAUAACAAGUCGUUUAGAUGUAUUGGAAUUACUUGAGAAACGUGUGAAAUCACGAUUUUCAUCGCGACAAAUAUUUCUUUUGCCAGGCGAUAAAACUGAUGGACAAUGUGCAACAAAUGAAAAACCAUUUGACGAACGUCUUAUAUUGUUUAAAAAUCUUUUAACAUUACCCGACGAUGAGAAUGUUAAUGGAAUUGAACAUGAAUUAGAGGAUUGUAAUAUUGAUGUGAAAUUUGCAAUCUCAUGGAAUGAAACAAUUGUGAAACUUGCAAAAAAUCAAACACUCAUCAAUUUAUUGAAGUCAAUGUAUAAAAAUGAUACGAGCGAGAGAAAAUUUCGUAAUUUUCUUGCAAUUGCUAUUACAUAUUUGACGGAGAAUCAUCAAAAAUUGGAAAUUGACGAUUUUGUUGAGGCUAGUAAAGUUUAUUUACAAGAUGAUCGUGUCGCUAUGUUGAAGGGUCUCUCUGUUCUGGAAAUGUGCCUGAUAAUAGCAAUGUAUAAAGAGACAGAAAUAUGUAAAGAUGAACCUUUGAAUUUCGAAAUUGUUUACAAAUGUUAUAAUUUAUUUGCUACACAAAAUUCUUCUAUUCAUUCCGUCCAAAGGCCAGUUAUUGUAAAAGCUUUCGAACACAUUAAAAAUUUAGAAAUCUUACAACCAAUUGGAGGCAAUAAUUCACGAGUCGAGAAGGAAUAUCAAUUUUACAAGUUUAUCUUGACUCCACAGCAAGUGAUUGAAGGAGUGAAAAGUUACACAAAUCUUCCAACUGAAGUUUAUCAAUGGGCUGUGAAUACUUAUGCAGCGCGUUAAAAAAGUCUUUUUUUUUUUGCUUUGUAAUAUUUUUCCAUUCAUAUACAUAUAUACAUAGUAUUUAGCGCAUCUUCCAUAAUAUUUUUGAGACUGAUUUGUGAAAGAACAAAUUUUAAAGCGACAAACUUUUAAAAAUAAAUUUUUCAUCUCAAAAUCCAUAAAUGUCAAUUGGUUUAAAAUUUUUUUUUUAAUGCAUUCAGUAAUUUUAUAUAAUUAUAUGUAAGUUAUUUAUCUUUAGAAAAUAAUUUGUUAAAUUAUUUUUAUCUAGUCACUAGAGAAUUGUUUGUUUAUUUGUAUCGUCUCAAAUGUUUUUUAUUUCUUAUACAUUUUCUUUUUUUUUUUAAUUAAAAUUAUUUAUUUUUAUGUUUAAUUUUAAUUAAAAAAAUUUUUUUUACUAUAGAAUCUGUAAAGAUGACAAAUGUAAGCGAAAAUUGUGUGUGCAUGUAUGUAAUGUAUGUGUGUGAGUUUCUGUGCAAAAUGUAGUAUUUUAUUUAAAAAAAAUUGCACAGAGUAUUUCCAUAUCAUAGAACAUUUGUUUUUUGUAAUAUUUAUAACAACUAAUUAAUCAUUCUUUAAAGCUUUUUAGAAAACAAAUUAUUCGCAAAAUUUGUGAAUACUGUGAAUUUUUUUUUUUCUCAAAUUAAGACAAAUUGUCAUUGUACAAGUUCAAGUUUUAUAGCUCCGAGAAAAAUUGAAAUUUUUGAAAAAGAAAAAAAAAGAGAAUUUUGUUAGAAAAUUCAUGGGGAGCAUGUCCAAAAAAAAAGAAAAAAAAUAUUGUCCACGAAUUAAAUUAUUUACAUUUCUUGUGUGACAAUAAAUAAAAUAUGUUUUAUUCGAGAAUAA